Plasmodium falciparum 3D7 is the source of this 6195-nucleotide messenger RNA. Its product is annotated as erythrocyte membrane protein 1, PfEMP1. The transcript is spliced from 2 exons. The record is from RefSeq and is a predicted model, not a curated record. Lineage: Eukaryota; Apicomplexa; Aconoidasida; Haemosporida; Plasmodiidae. Gene Ontology annotation, cellular component: membrane. The coding region runs from base 1 to 6195 and encodes 2064 amino acids. Gene Ontology annotation, molecular function: host cell surface receptor binding.
AUGGCGGCUGCAGGAAGUGGAGGCCAGGGUGCCAGGGAUGUAUUGGAACAAUUUGGAGAAAUUGUACAGAAAAAAGUGCAUAAUGAAGUCGAUGCUUAUAGAGAAGAACUGAAGGGAAAAUUAUGGGAAGCAAAAUUUGUUGGUGUGUCACAUGUUCCUUCAGAUCCAUGCCAACUUAAUCAUGAAUAUCACACUAAUGUUACGACAGGAAAAGAUGACCCAUGUGAUAGAAGAUGGCCAGUCCGUUUUUCUGAUGAAAGUCGAAGUCAAUGUACUAAAAAUAGAAUAAAAGAUAGUACUAGCGAUACUGUAGGAGCCUGUGCUCCAUAUAGACGAUUGCAUGUAUGCGAUCAAAAUUUAGAACAAAUAAGGCCUGAACAAAUCACAAGUACUGAUAAUUUAUUGGCAGAUGUAUGUCUUGCAGCCAAACAUGAAGGAGAAUCAAUAAUUAAAAACUAUCCUCAAGACCGCAAUAACAAUGAAGUUAUUUGUACAGCAUUAGCACGAAGUUUUGCAGAUAUAGGAGAUAUUAUAAGAGGAAAGGAUCUGUAUCGUGGUGACAAAGGAGAAAAAAAAAAAUUAGAAGAAAAUUUGAAAAAUAUUUUCGCGAAUAUAUAUGAAGAAUUGAAGAAUGGGAAGACGAAUGGGAAGAAGGGGGAGAUAGAAACUCGCUACAAAAAAGAUGAUGAGGAUGGAAAUUUUUUUCAAUUACGAGAAGAUUGGUGGAAUGCUAAUAGAAAUGAUAUAUGGAAAGCAUUAACAUGUCAUGCGCCACCUGAUGCUCAAUAUACGAAAAAGGGACCACACAAUCAUAUAACAGAAUCUAAUAAGGGACAAUGUAGAUGCUUUAGUGGAGAUCCUCCUACUAAUAUGGACUAUGUGCCUCAAUAUUUAAGAUGGUUCGAGGAAUGGGCAGAAGAGUUUUGUCGAAAAAGAAAAAAAAAAUUACAAAAUGCUCAAAAAUUUUGUCGUGAUGAAUCAUCAAAAUUAUAUUGUAGUCUUAAUGGAUAUGAUUGUAAAGCAACGAUCAGAGCAAACGAUGAAUAUACUAUUAGCCAAGCAUGUGCUAAAUGUUUUUUUUCGUGCCAUCGUUUUGUAAAAUGGAUAGACAAUCAAAAAUUAGAAUUGGAAAAACAAAAAAAAAAAUAUGAUGAAGAAAUAAACGUAACUACUGAAACAUCAAAAAAAACUGAACAUGGAAGAAUUAAUAUUAUAUAUGCAAAAAAGUUUUAUGAUAUAUUAAAAGAACAAUAUGGAAAAGUAGAUAAUUUUUUAGAAUUGUUGAGUAACCAAAAAGAAUGUAAAAAUCACCCUGAAGUUAAAGGAAAAAAUUCUAUUGAUUUUAAAAAUGACAAUGAUACUUUUUCUCGUACAGAAAUUUGCGAACCUUGUCCAUGGUGCGGGGUCAAAAAACAGGAAGAUGGAAAUUGGAAAAGGUUAGAACGAGGUCAUCCACAUUGUCCAAAAAAACCUCCUUAUACACCUCCAGAUGGUGCAAAAUGUACUGAAAUUGAUGUACUUUAUACUGGUGAGAGAAAUAAUGAUAUCCUAGAUAAAUUAAAGGAAUUUUGUAGAAGUGAAGGUAAAAAUGAACGUAAAACUGAUUUUAAAAAUGAACAAUGGAAAUGCUACUAUAAGGAUUCAUAUAAUAACAAAUGUGUUUUACAACCUGAUAGAGAUCUUGGAAUUGAGAAAAAAGUAAAGAAUUAUGUAGAUUUCAUGAUGUUUUGGAUUAAUCAUAUGUUAAAGGAUUCUAUAGAUUGGAGAAAAUAUAUUAAGAGAUGUAUUAAUAAUAGUGCAUCAAAUGAAUGUAAAAAAAAUAUGUGUUUUAAAAAUUGUCAAUGUUUCGAGAAAUGGAUAAAUAAAAAACAAGAUGAAUGGAAUAAAAUAAAGAAGCAUUACAAUAACGAAAAGGGUUUCGGGGAAUUUGGUUCUUAUAAUACGCUUGAAUAUAUUUUGGAAGAAGAUUUUUUCAAAGGUAUUUCCGAAGCUUAUGGAAGUGUAGAUGCAAUAGAAAGAAUUAAGAAUAUAACAAAAAAUCAUGUUUCCACAGAAGAAAUAACGAAUGCAGAAAAUGAAGAGUUUGCAAUAGAUAUUUUAUUGAAACAUGAAUUAGAAGAAGCACAAGAAUGCAAAAAUAAUAAUCCGGAAGACCAAAAAUGUAACGAACCCCACGAUGAAGAAGAAUACGAAGAUGAACACGAAGAAGAAGUUUACGUCAAUAAUCCGUGUGCCAAACCUAGUGGAAACUAUCCUGCGCUUGCGCAUAACGUAGCAUACCAAAUGCAUGAAGUUGCAAAGACACAAUUGCGUACACGUGGUGGUAGAAAUGCUUUGAGGGCUAAUGCAGCUGAAGGUAAAUACAAAAACAAUAAUAAGGAAUUUACAUUCAAUGGCAACAUAUGUAGUAUAAAUGAAAACCAUUCCAAUUGUAAUCAUAAUUAUUCAAGUGGACCAUGUGGAGGUAAAGAUGGCAGAAAUGAGAUGUUUGAGGUAAAGGAUGGUUGGAAAAGUGGGGCAGACGUAAGUAAAGAACACGCAGAAGAUGUUUUCUUGCCUCCGAGAAGACAACAUUUUUGUACAUCAAAUUUAGAAAAUUUGAACACGAAUAGCAAAGGACUUAGUGACGGUACUCUUGCUAGCCACUCUCUAUUGGGGGAUGUACUUCUUUCUGCAAAUAAGGAAGCAGGAUUCAUAAAAGACAAGUAUAAGAACCAACCAACUUUAGGAGGCUUUAAGGACGAGGCGACUAUAUGUCGAGCGAUGAAAUAUAGUUUUGCAGAUAUAGGAGAUAUAAUUAAAGGAACCGAUUUGUGGGAUGGAAAUAAGGAAGAAACAGAUACCCAAAGAAAUUUGGUAACAAUAUUUGGUAAAAUUAAAGACAAAAUUCGUGAUGAAGCAACCAAAAAAAAAUAUAGCGACGCUCAAAAACAUUUACAAUUACGUAAGGAUUGGUGGGAAGCAAAUCGAGACCAAGUUUGGAAGGCGAUGCAGUGUGGCAACGACAACCCGUGUAGUGGUGUAAGUGGUGUCCCAUUGGAUGAUUACAUCCCACAAAGAUUGCGUUGGAUGACUGAAUGGGCCGAAUGGUUUUGCAAAAUGCAAUCACAGGAGUAUAACAAAUUGAUGGAGGCUUGUACUGGGUGUAUGAAGAAGGGUAAGGAUGGUGAAGGAUGUACGCAAAAGACUCAGGAAUGUGCACUGUGCAAAGCAGCAUGUGAUGCAUAUAAGAAGGAAAUAGAAAAAUGGCAACGUCAAUGGAAUAAUAUGCAAGUACCGUACAUAACGUUAUACGAACAAGCACGAACUGUUCGUGAUGGUACUGUUAUUGGUGAUGUAAGCGAUCAACAAGUUAUUGCUUUCUUCAAAGAAUUACACCAACAAAAUGGUGGCAAAAAAAGUGUCGAUACCGUGUAUUCUACUGCUGCAGGAUAUGUACACCAAGAAGCUAUAAUGAAUUGUGAGAAACAAACACAAUUUUGUAAAAACAAAAAUGGUGAGAACUCAAUUAGUGGUACACAAAACAACCAGAAAUAUGCUUUUAUGCAACCUCCAAAAGGAUAUGAAAAAGCAUGUUCUUGCGAGGACUAUUAUAAAGCGGCAGAUCCACAAGACGAUGCGUGCACAAUAGUUAAACAACUUUUGGGAAAUAAGGGCGCAGCAGAUGAUAUACAGGGAUGUAAAAAAAAAUAUGAUGGAAUAAACCCAUAUCCUUCAUGGAAAUGCGACAAAAGUUUAGUGGAUGAAGAUGGUGUGUGUAUGCCUCCAAGAAGACAAAAUUUAUGUGUUCAUUAUUUAACACAACUGGAUGACAAGGACGACGAAAAUAAAUUAAGAGAAGCAUUUAUCAAAUCUGCAGCAGCAGAAACAUUUGUGUUAUGGCAAAAUUAUAACAGUAAGAAUGAUAAUGACGCUCAACUAUUAGAUAGUGGGAUCAUCCCUCCCGAAUUUUUGCGAUCCAUGUUCUAUACGUUUGGAGAUUAUAGAGAUAUAUGUUUGGAUACAGACAUAUCUGCAAAAACUCCAGAUGGUGAUUUAGAGCAGGCAAAAGAAAAUAUAGGUAAAGUUUUCCAAAAAAUUGGCCCCAAAACUGCUAAUCACAAACCUCCUCGUGGUAUAACACGCGAAGACUGGUGGAAAGAAUAUGGUUCUCAAAUAUGGAAAGGGAUGUUAUGUGCUUUAAGUUAUGAUAACGAAACAAGAAUUAUGAAUGAACGUGUGCGCAAACAACUUAUGGACUCCAUCUACAACUACCACAUACUAAAAAAUCAUCUCGAGAAUUUUGCGGAAAGACACCCAUUUUUUCGUUGGUUUAUUGAAUGGACUGACGAGUUUUGUCAAGAACAGAAAAAGGAGUAUAACGAUUUGGUGCAGAAGUGUACUGGUUGUAAUGAACAAACAUGUGACAGCGAAUGUGAAACUUGUAAAUCACAAUGUGGACAAUAUGAAAAAUUUAUUACACAAUGGAAAAGCCAAUGGGAAAAACAAUCAGGUAAAUAUGACAAGUUAUAUGCAGAAGCUAAAGUUACUAGUACACCUACUACAGAUCCAAUUGAAACAAAACUUCUAAAACAUUUAAAGGAACUUAAAGACCACAGUACCAAUAGUGACAAAUAUUCUACUGCAGGAAGAUACAUGAAAGAAGAAGGAUAUAUUAAUGACUGUGAGUUAAGUAAACAAAAUAAAUUCGAAAAAAAUUGUAAUGAUGGUAGUAACGAUAAUUAUGCUUUUAGAACUUACCCAAAUGACCAUCAAACUAAGUGCGAUUGUAAAAAGAAGGAGGCACCUCCCCCUGAACCUCCAGCAAACGUAGUACCAAAAGUAAUACCAAAAUCCCGAACCCCACGUGAAGCAGGAUCUUCCCAUUUACAAAACGCCCUAUUAUCUUCUACCAUCAUGUGGAGUAUUGGCAUCGGUUUUGCUGCAUUCACUUAUUUUUUUCUAAAGAAAAAAACCAAAUCAUCUGUUGGAAAUUUAUUCCAAAUACUACAAAUACCCAAAAGUGAUUAUGAUAUACCGACAAAACUUUCACCCAAUAGAUAUAUACCUUAUACUAGUGGUAAAUACAGAGGCAAACGGUACAUUUACCUUGAAGGAGAUAGUGGAACUGAUAGUGGUUACACCGAUCAUUAUAGUGAUAUUACUUCAUCUUCCGAAAGUGAGUAUGAAGAAUUAGAUAUUAAUGAUAUAUAUGUACCUGGUAGUCCUAAAUAUAAAACAUUGAUAGAAGUGGUACUUGAACCUAGUGGUAACAACACAACAGCUAGUGGUAAAAACACACCUAGUGAUACACAAAAUGAUAUACAAAAUGAUGGUAUACCUAGUAGUAAAAUUACAGAUAAUGAGUGGAAUACAUUGAAAGAUGAUUUUAUAUCACAAUAUCUACAAAGUGAACAACCAAAGGAUGUACCAAAUGAUUAUAGUAGUGGUGAUAUUCCAUUCAAUACACAACCGAAUACUUUAUAUUUUGAUAAACCUGAAGAAAAACCUUUUAUUAUGUCUAUUCAUGAUAGGGAUUUAUAUAGUGGAGAAGAAUAUAAUUAUAAUGUUAAUAUGAGUACUAAUAGUAUGGAUGAUAUUCCAAUUAAUAGUCAUAAUAAUGUUUAUAGUGGUAUAGAUUUAAUUAAUGACACGUUAAGUGGUAACAAACAUAUUGAUAUAUAUGAUGAAGUGCUAAAAAGAAAAGAAAAUGAAUUAUUUGGGACAAAUCAUGUGAAACAAACAAGUAUACAUAGUGUUGCCAAACUAACAAAUAGUGACCCCAUCCACAACCAACUGGAACUAUUCCAUAAAUGGUUAGAUAGACAUAGAAAUAUGUGCGAAAAGUGGGAAAAUCAUCACGAACGAUUAGCCAAAUUGAAAGAAGAGUGGGAAAAUGAGACACAUAGUGGUAACACUCACCCUAGUGAUAGUAACAAAACGUUGAAUACUGACGUUUCGAUACAAAUACAUAUGGAUGAUCCUAAACCUAUAAAUCAAUUUACUAAUAUGGAUACUAUCUUGGAAGAUCUGGAAAAAUAUAAUGAACCUUAUUAUGAUGUACAAGAUGAUAUUUAUUAUGAUGUAAAUGAUCAUGAUACAUCAACUGCGGAUAGUAAUGCUAUGGAUGUUCCUAGUAAAGUACAAAUUGAAAUGGAUGUAAAUACGAAAUUGGUGAAAGAGAAAUAUCCUAUAGCAGAUGUAUGGGAUAUAUAA